Molecule: messenger RNA, 3240 nt
Organism: Penicillium oxalicum
Lineage: Eukaryota; Fungi; Ascomycota; Eurotiomycetes; Eurotiales; Aspergillaceae
Product: peroxidase/cytochrome P450 family protein
Exons: 7
Coding region: 1-3240 (1079 amino acids)
Biological process (GO): response to oxidative stress
Molecular function (GO): peroxidase activity; heme binding; monooxygenase activity
Source: RefSeq, a predicted model, not a curated record
AUGGUCGGACACCACGGCAGCGAAACCCACGGUGAAAAGAGCCCACUGGUGCAGAUCGAACAAGUCUUCAAGGCGGCUUUGAGACCGCUGCCCACCGAGACUGGAGAUGGCACUUAUGUCAAGGACACCAAGCUCACCGGCUUGGCGCAAGAUUUGAGCCAUGUGGACCUCGUUGAUGUCAAGACACUGGCAGACGUCGCGAAGAACGCGAUCACCGGGGAGGCAAUGAAUGAUCGCGAGUAUAUCAUGGAGCGAGUGAUUCAGCUUGCGGCUGGCUUGCCAACAACGUCCAAGAACGGAAGGGACUUGACAAAUACCUUCCUCAGCACACUGUGGAAUGACCUGCAGCAUCCUCCUACUUCAUACCUUGGACGCGAUUCUGCCUAUCGCCAAGCAGAUGGAUCCGGCAAUAAUCCAUUCUGGCCCAAUAUUGGCGCGGCAGGUACACCUUAUGCUCGGUCCGUCCGUCCCCAGACGAUGCAACCCGGGGCUUUGCCGGAGCCGGAAACACUGUUCGACAGUCUGCUUGCUCGACAAAAAUUUAAAGAACAUCCUAAUAAAAUUUCGAGCGUGCUGUUCUACCUUGCAUCUAUAAUCAUUCACGACUUGUUCCAAACCGACCCCAGAAACCCCACCGUUUCGCUUUCCUCAUCCUACUUGGAUUUGGGCCCCCUCUAUGGAAAUAAUCAAGAUGAACAGAACGCUGUUCGAACCUUCAAAGACGGAAAGCUGAAACCCGAUUGUUUCUCAUCCAAGCGAAUUCUGGGCUUCCCGCCUGGCGUUGGAGUUCUGUUGAUCAUGUUCAACCGCUUCCACAACUACGUCGCGGAACAGCUUGCCCAGAUCAAUGAGGGUGGACGUUUCACCAAGCCAGCCGAGUCCAACACCAAAGCCUACGCCACUUGGGACAACGACCUGUUCCAAACCUCACGCCUUGUGACCUGUGGUCUCUACGUGAACAUUAUCUUGAAGGACUACGUUCGAACCAUCUUGAACAUCAACCGGACAGACAGCACCUGGAGUUUGGACCCCCGGGCCGAGAUGAAGGAUGGAGUUCUCAGCCAUGCGGCCAAGCAGGCAACUGGAAACCAGGUCUCGGCCGAGUUUAACCUGGUGUACCGCUGGCACUCGUGCAUCUCGGCCCGUGACCAGCAGUGGUCUGAGGAUCUGUACCGGGAGCUAUUCAAUGGCCAGGAUUCCAACACGCUGUCUACCCAGCAAUUCAUCAUGGGUGUUGGGCGAUGGGAAGGAACCCUUCCUCAGGACCCCAUGGAGCGUCCAUUUGCCAAGCUGCAGCGCCAAGCUGAUGGCCGCUUCAGCGACGACGAUUUGGUUCGCUUCUUCGAGGAGAGUGUCGAGGACGUUGCCGGUGCCUUUGGUGCCUCCAAUGUACCGACUGUCUUCCGGACAAUCGAGGUCCUCGGAAUCAAGCAGGCGCGCUCGUGGAACUUGGCUACGCUGAACGAGUUCCGGUCCUUCUUCAACCUGCAGCCGUACAAGACAUUCGAAGAAAUCAAUUCUGAUCCGUACAUUGCGGACCAGUUGAGACAUCUCUAUGACCAUCCGGAUCAGGUCGAGCUCUACCCUGGUCUCGUCGUCGAAGAUGCCAAGGAGCCCAUGCUUCCCGGCAGUGGCUUGUGCACCAAUUACACCACCUCGAGGGCCAUUCUCUCAGACGCGGUGACGCUCGUUCGUGGGGAUCGUUUCUACACCGUCGACUAUACGCCUAAGCAUCUCACCAACUGGGCCUUCAAUGAAAUCAGCUAUGAUGACUCGGUCGACAACGGCGCCAUCUUCUACAAACUGGUCUUGAGGGCGUUCCCCAACCACGUUCGUGGCGACUCGGUCUAUGCUCAUUUCCCCAUGGUUGUUCCCAGCGAGAACAAGAAGAUUCUGACCAGCCUCGGCAAGAGCGAAAAGUAUAGCUACAGCCGACCGACCUAUACCCCCCCGCCUCGAAUGAUCAAAUCCCAUGGUGCGUGUAUGUCGAUUCUGGCAGACAAAGAGACUUUCAAGGUCACAUGGGGCCAGAAGCUCGAAUUCAUUCUCAGCCGUGAUGGCCACUCGUACGGUGGCGACUUCAUGUUGUCUGGAGACAAAGCGCCACACGCCCAGUCUCGGAAGAUGAUUGGGAAUGCGUUGUACCGUGACCAGUGGAAGUCCGAGGUUCGGUCUUUCUAUGAGAGCAUCACGUUGCAGCUUCUUCGACAGAAAUCGUACAAGCUGGCGGGCGUCAAUCAAGUUGACAUUGUUCGGGAUGUGUCCAAUUUGGCACAGAUUCAUUUCUGUGCCAACUUUUUUUCACUGCCCUUGAAGACGGAGAGCAACCCUCACGGUGUCUUUACGGAACAGGAGCUCUAUGAGAUCAUGGCCUUAGUCUUCACCUGCAUCUUCUACGACGUGGAGGUGACCAAGUCAUUCCAGCUGGAACAGGCCUCUCGUCAGGUCGCCCAACAGCUCGGUGAGCUGGUUAUGGCCAACGUCGAUCUUGUCUCAAAGUCCGGAUUCGUUGCCGAUAUCAUCAGUCGUCUCCAUCGACAUGAACACCUGACCGAUUACGGAGUGCACAUGAUUCAGCGUCUGCUGGACAGUGGCCUACCGCCCAAGGAGAUCGUUUGGACCCAUAUCCUUCCUUCGGCGAGCUCCAUGGUCGCCAACCAGGCGCAACUCUUCAUUCAAUGCUUGGACUUUUACCUCAAGCCCGAGAACGCUCACCACCUCGCUGACAUUCAGCGUUUGUCCAAGGAGGACACUCCUGAGUCUGAUGAGCUUCUCCUGCGAUACUUCAUGGAGGGAGGCCGUAUUUGCUCGUCCGUUGCGCUGCCCCGCGUGGUUGCAAAGUCGACCGUGAUCGAAGACAACGGCGAGCAAGUUUCGCUGAAAGAGGGUGAAGCGAUCUUCCUGAACUUGGUAUCUGCCAGCCACGAUCCCAAGGCCUGGCCUGAUCCUGAGGAGGUCCGCCUGGACCGCGAUCUGAACCAGUACGCACACUUUGGCUUCGGCCCCCACCAGUGUCUCGGUCUUGGGGUCUGUCAAGUGGCAUUGCCCACGAUGCUCCGCGUCGUAGGUCAAUUGCAGAACCUCCGCCGUGCUCCUGGACUGCAGGGUCAGCUGAAGAAGUUGCCUGCUCUGGGAGGGUUGACCAUGUACAUGGACGCCGAUCAUAGCUCGAUCUCGCCAUAUCCCUCCACGAUGAAGAUCCAGUGGGACGGUGAGCUGCCCAAGGCGAGAUACACUUAA